Agrilus planipennis (emerald ash borer) is the source of this 1546-nucleotide messenger RNA. Its product is annotated as sodium/bile acid cotransporter 7-B-like. The record is from RefSeq and is a predicted model, not a curated record. Gene Ontology annotation, cellular component: plasma membrane. Lineage: Eukaryota; Metazoa; Arthropoda; Insecta; Coleoptera; Buprestidae. The coding region runs from base 206 to 1225 and encodes 339 amino acids. The transcript has 6 exons.
CUCGAUGAUGGCCCUUUGUAUAUCUAUUAUCUAUGAUCUAUGUCUAUGAUGAUGGCAUCAUAGAUAGAUGGCAUGCUCCAGCAUGCUUUAUGACAAGGCAUUCUGACUACAUAUAAUCACAUUUAAAAAAUAUUUUUUGAAUAAUUCCUUGCGUAAUAUCACAGAACGAAAUAGUGCUGUGCAGUUUUCAAUUCAGUUUUUAAAAAUGAAAUCAGUAUAUUUACAAGAUUACCUUAAGAGAAAUUGGUUGGUCAUAGGUAUCAUUUCUUGUAUAGUUUUAGCAAGAGCUUUUCCAUCAAUAGGAGCCAAAGGAGGUUCUUUGAAACCAGAGUAUUCAGUAAAAUAUGGAGCAGUGGCAGUAAUAUUCUUAAUUAGUGGUUUGUCUCUGCAAACAGAUAGCAUUUUUGAUACAUUCCAUCAGUAUAGACUUCAUAUUUUUGUACAAUGUUUUACUUUUCUCUUUAUUCCAAUAUACACAAGUCUAUUAGUAAGUAUAUUUGAAAAUAUUCUACCAGUUGAUUUAUGGAUUUUAAAAGGACUCUUAAUAGUAGCAUGUAUGCCCCCACCUGUAUCAAGUGCUGUAAUAUUAACAAAAGCUGCCAGAGGGAAUGAAGUAGCAGCAAUAUUUAAUUCAGUAUUGGGAAGUUUUCUGGGAAUAAUUAUUACACCACUUCUACUUCUUCUUGUUCUGAACGUGUCAACAAAUGUACCGUUAUUCAGUACAAUAUUUCAACUAAGUGGUACCGUUUUGUUGCCGUUGGUCAUUGGACAAUUUAUUAAAAAGUCCGUUGCAUAUUUCAAACGAGUACAUCCUGCAUUAAGCAAUAUCAGCCAGUGUGCUCUUCUCUUAAUCAUUUAUUGCACGUUUUGCGAUGCGUUUGUUAUGCCGGACAUUGGGCUUCGUACAGUUGACAUUUUUAUGACAGUAAUUCUAGUAUUAAUUGAAAAACUCUCAUUACUGGCCAUUAGUUUCAUGUCCACAAAAUAUUUCCACUGUUUUACCAAUGACGAUAUUGUUGCCAUUUUGUUUUGUUCAACACACAAAUCGCUCACACUAGGCAUUCCAAUUUUGAGGAUAAUGUUCAGUGGUUUUCAAUAUGCUGGUAGAAUUAUGUUGCCGCUGCUCGUUUAUCAUCCGGUGCAGAUUAUUUUAGGUGGUUUUUUCGUUUCAUCCUUGAAAGACUGGGUCCAUUCCGAUAGAAGAAAAAGAAGACCAUUCGUUUGAUUCUAAAGGCUUCGUCGUCUUUUUCGUCACAUGUUUAAUUUUGAAUUUCCAUUUAUUUUUGACAUAGGAUUUAAUGGCAACGACAAUCAAAAAUUCCAUUUAUUAAUUUUUUGCUUGACGUGUACCUAGUACAUACCUACUUACAUUUAUUAAUUCAUUUUUAAUCAAAUAACUAAUUUCAAAUUAGAAGUUCAUUGAAUAAGUAUUUGUACUAAUAAUAAUUUUACAAAACCGUUAAAAUAGUUGUUACUUGUCUAAAGACUACCUAAUUUUUUAUCAAUAGAACUUUGGAGGCACAUUGCAGGAAUUGAAUUAACAAUA